This is a messenger RNA of Cynocephalus volans (Philippine flying lemur), 2920 nucleotides long. RefSeq names its product basic helix-loop-helix ARNT like 1 (gene BMAL1). Gene Ontology annotation, biological process: circadian rhythm; regulation of transcription by RNA polymerase II. The transcript is spliced from 21 exons. The record is from RefSeq and is a predicted model, not a curated record. Gene Ontology annotation, cellular component: transcription regulator complex; nucleus; cytoplasm. Gene Ontology annotation, molecular function: RNA polymerase II cis-regulatory region sequence-specific DNA binding; protein dimerization activity; DNA-binding transcription factor activity, RNA polymerase II-specific. NCBI's taxonomy places the organism in Eukaryota, Metazoa, Chordata, Mammalia, Dermoptera, Cynocephalidae. Bases 577 to 2457 code for a protein of 626 amino acids.
UAGGUCAGGGACGGAGGUGCCUGUUUACCCGCGCCGGACUCACCGCCGCCGCCGCCGCGGGAUCCGAGUGCGGGCGCGGGCGCGGGCGCUCCCGGCAAGCGACGCCCAUGACUGACUUCGUGCCGGCUACUCUGUAGCUGAUGAGCAAAUGGAUGCCAGUGAUGAAUGCAGCAGAAAGACUAACUCUUGCCAGCUGGUGCAUGUGGGGGAAUUUUAAAGACAGCCAAAGAGAUUGCUCUAGGUGGUGCUGCCUAGAGUACAUGCUUUUGGAUCCAAGCUUAACUUUUCAAAUGUGGAAUCCUAGGCCUUUGUUGGUUUUUGGAAGAAGUUGACUGCCUGAAAGGACAUUAUAAAACAUGAAAAUCACUUUGAGGUGACCCACAAGUCCAGCGACCCCUUACUCCUCCCAAGCUGGAUCGGAGGAUUAAGAACAAUAAUUUCAGAUGAGGGAACUUGGGCCCAGAGGGAGGGAGUGACAGCUCCAGUCACAUUGCGUGAAGUGGAGACCCCUGACUACAGGCAGGACACGACCUCUUCACCCUGGUUUGAAGUUGGAGCACCUUGCAAGAGCAUCCAAUGGCAGACCAGAGAAUGGACAUUUCCUCAACAAUCAGUGACUUCAUGUCCCCGGGCCCCACCGACCUGCUCUCCAGCUCCCUUGGCAGCAGCGGCGUGGAUUGCAACCGCAAACGGAAGGGCAGCUCCGCCGACUACCAAGAAAGCAUGGACACAGACAAAGAAGACCCUCAUGGAAGGUUAGAAUACACAGAGCACCAAGGAAGGAUCAAAAAUGCCAGGGAAGCCCACAGUCAGAUUGAAAAGAGGCGUCGGGAUAAAAUGAACAGUUUUAUUGAUGAAUUGGCUUCUUUGGUACCAACGUGCAACGCGAUGUCCAGGAAAUUAGAUAAACUUACUGUGCUGAGGAUGGCUGUUCAGCACAUGAAAACAUUAAGAGGUGCCACCAAUCCAUAUACAGAAGCAAACUACAAACCAACUUUUCUGUCAGAUGAUGAAUUGAAACACCUCAUUCUCAGGGCAGCAGAUGGAUUUUUGUUUGUCGUAGGAUGUGACCGAGGGAAGAUACUCUUUGUCUCAGAAUCUGUCUUCAAGAUCCUCAACUAUAGCCAGAAUGAUCUGAUUGGUCAGAGUUUGUUUGACUACCUGCAUCCUAAAGAUAUCGCCAAAGUCAAGGAGCAGCUCUCCUCAUCCGACACCGCACCCCGGGAGCGGCUCAUAGAUGCAAAAACUGGACUUCCAGUUAAAACAGAUAUAACCCCUGGGCCAUCCCGAUUAUGUUCUGGAGCACGACGUUCUUUCUUCUGUAGGAUGAAGUGUAAUAGGCCUUCAGUAAAGGUUGAAGACAAGGACUUCCCCUCCACCUGCUCAAAGAAAAAAGCAGAUCGAAAAAGCUUCUGCACAAUCCACAGUACAGGCUAUUUGAAAAGUUGGCCACCCACAAAGAUGGGGCUGGACGAAGACAACGAACCAGACAAUGAGGGGUGUAACCUCAGCUGCCUUGUCGCAAUCGGACGACUGCAUUCUCAUGUGGUUCCACAACCGGCGAAUGGGGAAAUCAGGGUGAAAUCAAUGGAAUAUGUUUCUCGGCACGCAAUAGAUGGGAAGUUUGUUUUUGUAGACCAGAGGGCAACAGCUAUUUUGGCAUAUUUACCACAAGAACUUCUAGGCACAUCAUGUUAUGAGUAUUUUCACCAAGAUGACAUAGGACAUCUUGCAGAAUGUCAUAGGCAAGUUUUACAGACAAGAGAAAAGAUUACAACUAAUUGCUACAAGUUUAAAAUCAAAGAUGGUUCUUUCAUCACACUACGGAGUCGAUGGUUCAGUUUCAUGAACCCUUGGACCAAGGAAGUAGAAUAUAUUGUUUCAACCAACACUGUUGUUUUAGCCAAUGUCCUGGAAGGCGGAGACCCAAGCUUCCCCCAGCUCACAGCGUCCCCCCACAGCAUGGACAGCAUGCUGCCCUCUGGAGAAGGUGGCCCAAAGAGGACCCACCCCACUGUUCCAGGGAUUCCAGGGGGAACCAGGGCUGGAGCAGGAAAAAUAGGUCGAAUGAUUGCUGAGGAAAUCAUGGAAAUCCACAGGAUAAGAGGAUCAUCGCCUUCCAGCUGUGGCUCUAGCCCAUUGAAUAUCACAAGUACACCUCCCCCUGAUACCUCCUCUCCAGGAGGCAAGAAGAUUUUAAAUGGAGGGACUCCAGACAUUCCUUCCAGUGGCCUACUACCAGGGCAGGCUCAGGAGAACCCAGGUUAUCCAUAUUCUGACAGUUCUUCUAUUCUUGGUGAGAAUCCCCACAUAGGCAUAGACAUGAUAGACAACGACCAAGGAUCAAGUAGUCCCAGUAAUGAUGAAGCAGCAAUGGCUGUCAUCAUGAGCCUCCUGGAAGCAGAUGCUGGGCUAGGUGGUCCUGUUGACUUUAGCGACUUGCCAUGGCCGCUGUAAACACUAAAUGUUGCUUUGGCAACAGCUACAGAAUCAAAGUGCAUUACUGGUGGAGUUUUACAGUCUGUGAAGCUUACUGGAUAAGGAGAGAAUAGCUUUUAUGUAUGGACUUCAUAAAAGCCAUCUCAGAGCCAUUGAUACAAGUCAAUCUUACUAUGUGUAACUUCAGACAAAGUGGAACUAAGCCUGCUCCAGUGUUUCCUCAUCAUUGAUUAUUGGGCUAGCUGUGAAUAGCUUGCAUUAACUGUAUAUUUUGGAUUCUGUUUGUGUUGAAUUUUUUAAUCAUUGUGCACAGAAGCAUCAUUGGUAGCUUUUAUAUGCAAAUGGUCAUUUCAGAUGUAUGGUGUUUUUACACUACAAAGAAGUCCCCCAUGUGGAUAUUUCUUAUAUUAAUUGUAUCAUAAAGCCGUUUAUUCUUCCUUGUAAGAAUCCUUUACUAUAAAUAUGGGUUAAAGUAUAAUGU